AUGGAUGCCUAUUGCAGGGAGAUCAGGGAGCUUGAGGCCAAAUUCUAUGGCCUGGAGUUCCACCACGACCCCAGGGACGAUAAUGUGGCAGCAGACGUUCUGUCCAAGCUCGGAUCCAAGCGAUCCAUCGUACCAUCCGGCGUGUUCGUUCAAGCACUCAACAGCCCUACAGUCAAGCUUGAAGAGGAACCUCCCACUAAGCUAGACUUGGUCCCGACCAUAGGGCAGCAGGUUCUGACUCUCGACACCGACUGGCGCUCCCCGAUUAUUGACUUCAUCAAGAACAACAAAAUCUACCCAAAAGGAAAGGAGCACGAGAAGCUUGCACGCCGAUCCAGCAACUAUGUUGUCAUAGGAACCGAGUUGUUCAGCCACAUAUUUGUGGUGAUCGACAAGUUCACUAAGUGGAUUGAAGUCAAGCCCGUGACGGCCACUACAGCAGCUAUGGCAGCUGAGUUCAUUGAGGAGAUAUCACACCGGUUCGGAGUGCCGAAUCGGAUCAUUACCAACCUGGGCACCUCAUUCACGGGUUCUGAGUUCUGGUACUACUGCCAAAAAAACUGCAUCGACGUCUACUACGUCUCCGUGGCGCACCCCAGGUGCAAUGGCCAAGUCGAAAGAGCCAACGGCUUGAUCCUCCUGGGGCUCAAGGCCAGAAUUUUCGACCCGAUCGAAAAAUACGGUGCAAAGUGGCUCCAAGAACUACCUGGAGUAGUCCGGGGACUCCGUACACAGAAAAGUCGGGCUACCGGCUACUCGCCAUUCUUCAUGGUGUACAGUUCUAAAGCAGUCUUGCCAUCAGACAUAGCUUUUGGUGCUCCGCGCAUCCAGAACUACGACGAUGUAACACCCGGUUUAUAA
This is a messenger RNA of Panicum virgatum (switchgrass), 861 nucleotides long. RefSeq lists its product as uncharacterized. NCBI's taxonomy places the organism in Eukaryota, Viridiplantae, Streptophyta, Magnoliopsida, Poales, Poaceae. The coding region runs from base 1 to 861 and encodes 286 amino acids. The record is from RefSeq and is a predicted model, not a curated record. Gene Ontology annotation, biological process: DNA integration. The transcript is spliced from 2 exons. Gene Ontology annotation, molecular function: nucleic acid binding.